AUGACGACGAACUUGGCAAAGAAUCUGGCAAUGAUUAAUUCAGGGAAUAGCAAGAAAACACAAGAACUGGUGGACGAAUUUCGCAAGGCGAAUGUCACACUCAUUGCGCUGACCGAAACAAAACAAAAGGGGAAAGGUGAACUCACACUAGGUGAAGAAGUCAUACUAUACUCAGGAGUGGAAGAAAACUUAAGAGCACAAGCGGGGGUGGGUUGUAUAAUCAAAAAACAAUUUAGAAACAAAAAUGUUUUAGAUUGGUCUGGGAUAUCUGAUAGAAUUAUGUCAUUAACACUGGAAAUAAACAAAGAUCGAAAAUACAGUCUUAUUAUUUUAUAUGGUCCUAACGAGAAUGAUCCGAAACACGAAAAAGAUUCAUUUUGGGAGAACGUCCAAAGUGUCUGCGACGAGGCAAAAUAUCCUGUCAUAAUAUUGGGCGACCUAAAUGGAAGAGUUGGAAAUAUUACAGAAGGAACAGAAGACUCGCUGGGCAGAUUUGGGGAAGUAACAAAGAAUACAAACGGUGAGAGACUAAUUGAAUUUGCUAUAAACAACAGUUUCAUAAUAUCAAACUCUUUUUUCGAACACAAAGAUGAACACAAAUAUACAAGAGAAGUUAAAAGUAGGAACGAAAAAUCAAUCAUCGAUUAUGUACUAAUAGAAAAAAAGCACAGAAAAUUAAUAAAAGAUGUAAAAGUAAAUAGAAAUGCUGAACUCGGUUCGGACCACUACCUAGUAAUAGUGAAGUUAGGAAUCCAGGAAGAGCCAAGAAUGAUUAGAACUUCCAAGAAAGCAAAGAAAAGCACGAAAGUAUAUAAACUAGCUGAAGUAGAAGUAAGACGAGAGUACCAGAGGCAGAUAAACACAAUGAUAAUAGAUUUGGAAAAUAGAGAUAGUGAUUACGACCUAGAACAAAUGUGGGGCUGCUACAAAGGGAUACUACAUAAAGCGGCAGAGUCAGUUUGCGGAACUGUGACAACAGGGGGAAGGAAGAAAAAGACCCACUGGUGGAACAAAAAAACACAAGAAGCAGUAAAGAAAAAGAAAGAUGCUUGGAAAAAGUACCACCAAGUAGGGACUACAGAAGCACAUGAGGAAUAUAAAACGUACAGAAUCAUUGCCAAAAUCACAAUUAAGAAAGAAAAAGCAAAGGAGUGGGAAGAAUUUGGGGAAAAAAUGGAGGAGAACAGAAAAAGUAACCAAAAACUUUUCUAUGCGAACCUAAAGCGAUUGAGACAAGAAGAAAACAAAUCAAUGAGUCAAAUCAUUAACAAAGAAGGACAGAUUCUCAACAACCCCACGGAAAUUCUCCACAGAUGGAAGGAGUACUUCACCGAAUUGCUCGAAGGAACAGAAAAUAAUCAAGAAGCAUCAAACUACGAUGGCACAACGGUAUCAGAACCUAUAGCUGAGAUCACAGAAAACGACAUCCACAUAGACGAAGUAACAUCGGCAAUUAAAUGA
Molecule: messenger RNA, 1461 nt
Organism: Zophobas morio
Lineage: Eukaryota; Metazoa; Arthropoda; Insecta; Coleoptera; Tenebrionidae
Exons: 2
Coding region: 1-1461 (486 amino acids)
Biological process (GO): chromatin remodeling
Cellular component (GO): nucleus
Molecular function (GO): catalytic activity
Source: RefSeq, a predicted model, not a curated record